Molecule: messenger RNA, 2388 nt
Organism: Theileria equi strain WA
Lineage: Eukaryota; Apicomplexa; Aconoidasida; Piroplasmida; Theileriidae
Product: protein kinase domain containing protein
Exons: 7
Coding region: 1-2388 (795 amino acids)
Biological process (GO): peptidyl-threonine phosphorylation; regulation of DNA-templated transcription; peptidyl-serine phosphorylation
Cellular component (GO): nucleus
Molecular function (GO): protein serine/threonine kinase activity; ATP binding; DNA-binding transcription factor activity
Source: RefSeq, a predicted model, not a curated record
AUGGCUUCGUCCAAGAGACGAUACUCUUCGAGAUCUAGAAGCAGACAAAGAUCACCAAGCCGUUCUAGACGACGAUAUAGAAAAGAUGCGAGAGAUAGGCGGAGAAGAUCCCCAGAGAAGGAUUCUAGGUACAGAAAAAUACAUUCAACCAGUAGACGCAGCCAUGACAGCAGCUCUACUGAUCGUAGACAUACUAAAUUAAGAUUUAACAAUAAUGAAAAAAAACAGACCUACGGAAGACGCGGAUCAUCCAGUGAAAGUUAUGGUAGACGUUCUAUCCGAUCAAGACACCAUAAUCGAGAGAGCUAUAGCAGACGUUACAGUCGAGAAAGGAAGCGAUCACUCAGCUCCGAGAAAAGUGAUGUGUCUGACACCAGUAUCGCAAGCAUACGCAAUUCAUAUUCCAAGGAUUAUCGCGGUGUUUUAAUACAAGGCUCUAGAGGAACCAUGGAGGAAGGAGAAAUUGAGGAAAAGGAAGAGGAUCUUUUGAAUGAGGACGAUGAUAUUGAGGCAUUUUUGGAAAAUAGAAGGAAACAACGGCAAGAGUUGCUCAAGAAACACAAACUUUUGGUAGCCGCCGAGACUUGCGUAAAUAAAGAUCCUGACGUUGCAUAUGUGGGCCAGGAUAAAAUUGAGGAUAUGCCAAAUACUCCAAAUUCCAAUAUUGAAGUAAAAACAGAUGAGUGUAAAGAGGUUAAAUGUGAAAAUUUUGUUGAAGAUAUAAAGCAGUCCAAGGAAAUUACAGUACCAGUAUUUCAGGGAUUUACCAUCCAAAAGAGUUAUAAAUCUCCGCAACCCGUAGAGAAACGAUGUUUGAAUCCAUUUUCCUGUAUAUUUAUGCGAGGUGAGGAUGACUUUUCCAAGAGUGAACAUGUAUCAAAUAUCGACGAAGAGGAAGUUCCCAGUCCUCGCGAUGAACCUACCACUGCAGACACUAUAGCAAAUGAUGAAAAUGUCGAGCAUCUCGUAACACAUGAAACUUCCGAUACUUGUAGUGAUGUGGCAAAGGAUCUUAUUACAUCCGAAAAGAGCGAGGCAUCCGCUGAAGUGGAAAACAAAGAAAAUGUCCAAACAAACGCAUAUACAGAACUACAACGCAAAAUCAUGCAAGAUAAGUUAAAAUUGCGCAAUUUUGUGAUUAAAAUGAAGGAGCAGCAUGAUGAAACGUUGGAUGAAGAUGGUCAAGCUGCGGAGGAGGAAGAGGAAGAUGAUGACGACGAUGUCGAUAUGUUUUCUCUUGUUACUGGUGAUGACGAAAAGAGUUCAAGGAAAAAGAAGAGGGUGGUUAAACCGCGUAAUACCAAAGGAGUAUUGGAAAACAGAUCGUUGGCUGAAAACUGGAAUGAUUCAGAAGGCUACUAUCAAGCGACAAUUGGAGAAAUGUUAAAUUCUCGUUAUCGCGUACUAUCCGAAAUGGCAGGAAAGGGGGUAUUUUCUUCUGUGUUGGAAUGUUUUGACCUUGAAAACAAUGUAAAUGUAGCCAUUAAAAUUAUUAGAAAUAAUGACAUGAUGAUACGCGCAGCUGAAAAGGAAAUGGGAAUUUUAAAGACAUUAAAUGAAUCGGAUACAAAAGAUAAGCGUAACAUUGUACGAUUAUUGGACACAUUUGAAUAUAGAGGGCACUUUUGCAUGGUGUUUCAAUGGCUCUGGGGAAAUCUUCGAACAGGUCUCAAGAGACACGGGAAAGGUCAUGGCCUAAGGCUCUCUUGUGUUCGUUCAUUCGCCAAAAAAUUAUUCGUAGCUCUGUGGCAUCUGAAAAAAUGCAAGGUUAUGCAUGCUGACUUAAAACCAGACAAUAUAUUAGUGGAUGAGGGUCUUUCUAUUUUAAAGGUUUGUGACCUUGGAAGUGCUAGUGACGAAUCCGAGAAUGACAUUACUGCUUAUCUGGUCAGUAGAUUUUAUAGAGCUCCAGAAAUUAUCCUUGGCUGCAAGUAUGAUUGUAAAAUUGAUACAUGGAGUGCUGCUGUUACACUCUAUGAAAUUGCUACAGGAGAAAUCUUAUUUCCGGGACGCACAAAUAACCACAUGUUGAAACUAAUUAUGGAGUUCAAAGGUAAAGUCCCUGGGAAGAUGAUAAAGAGCGGUCAGUUUGCCUUCCAACAUUUUAACGAAAAGAUGGACUUUAUAUAUGUUUUGCGCGAUAAUUUCACAAGGAUGGAUGUCACACAAAUCGUCCAAGAUCUGAGGCCAACACGAAGCAUCACGGAAUCUUUGAUUGAAAAGUACUCAUGGGCAACUAACGGCUCGGGGGAACGGGAACUUAUGAUAAAGAAGAUCCGCCAGCUCGGAGACCUACUAGAGAAGGCUCUUGUCAUUGAUCCUCUCAAAAGAAUUACACCUGAUAAAGCGCUUGAGCAUCCCUUUAUAAGGGAGGCUUGUCACUUUUAA